AUGGCUUCAUCCUCACGAGCGCUACGAGGCCUCUCCAUCCGCGCCUUUUCGACAUCGGCCCCGGUCGCAGAAGACGUCGCCGCAUCCACAGCCGCCGCCGCAGCAACGACACAACCUCCGCCGCCGUCUUCUCCCGCCGCAGACAAUGUCCUGUCUUCUCCCGCCGCAGACAAUGUCCUGUCCUCCCUCGCCGCAGACAACGUCUUCACGCCCAGGGCAGAGCGCAAACUCCUCCGCACCCGUGGCCUCACUCCCGUCGGUUCUCGCAGACGUCGUGCCGCCAUCCUCUCCGGCUCGCGCAUUCCUUUCGAGCAGCUGCCCUACCAAUGCUUCCAAGAAGCCCGCAAAGUCCUGAUUCAACACCGUCAAGAAAAGGUCACGCACAUUGAGACGGAGCGCCAGAAGAUUGCCAGACUCAGGGCCACCCAAGUCGAGCCUCAGAAUGAACAACGCCAUCAGCACCGUGUCAACAGCAUGGAGCGCUACCUGGACCAGCUCAAGAUCCACGCAGACAUCAACGACCCCAUGGUCAAGAGGAGGUUCGAGGACGGCAAGGGUACGCACAUCCACCUCUUCGUUCUUCUCAAACACUGA
Messenger RNA from Aureobasidium uvarum, 594 nucleotides. The record is from the annotation of a GenBank genome assembly. NCBI's taxonomy places the organism in Eukaryota, Fungi, Ascomycota, Dothideomycetes, Dothideales, Saccotheciaceae.